CACUCCAGGCAAUGCUGAUCUUGACUCGAAUGGAUCCACAUGAAUGAUGAAUCAAUUCAAGGGAAAUAUAUGGUACCAUGAUCAUAUCAUUUGCUGAGACAAAAAAUUGGUAGUACAACAUACAAAGCAAACCAAAAAAAAAAGUCUUUCUUUUCAUUUCACACCCUCGGUCGGGUCCCCGUUGCCAGACGCUCCAUCCAUCAUUACACUAACACUGCAGGGUACAGGCCGCAAGCAAGCAAUACAACCGUUAUCAUCUCGCACAGCCACACCUAACACUUUUUUUUCAAGGCAUUGUGAGAUCUCUCCGUAUAAUAAACAUACAUAGAAAAUGGGGAAACAUAAGCCACCUAAACCUCCGAGCGGUCGAACAAACUUGGCUUCAUGCAUAGUGGCAACCGUUUUCUUGAUUUUCGUUGUCAUAGUCAUCCUCAUUGUUUACUUCACCGUUUUCAAACCCAAGGACGUGAACCUCACGGUCAACGCCAUCCAGCUGCCCACCUUCUCCGUGGCAAACGGCACUGUAAACUUCACCUUCUCGCAAUACGUCACCGUUCUCAACCCCAACAGGGCCGUCUUUACCCACUACGACAGCUCCCUCCAGCUCCUCUACGCCGGAAGUCAAGUGGGCUUCAUGUUCAUCCCCGCCGGAAAGAUCGCCGCGGGCAAGAGCCAGUACAUGGCCGCGACCUUUUCCGUUCAGUCCUUCCCGUUGUCUGUUAACCAGCCGCUCAAUGUGGGGCCUACUGUUACUGAUGGGCUUAGUGGGUUUCGAGUAGGGCCCACGAUGGAGAUCGAGUCCAGGUUAGAGAUGGCGGGCCGGGUUCGGGUGCUGCAUUUCUUUAGCCAUCAUAUGGACGCUAGUGCUGAAUGCAGGGUGGCCAUUUCUAGGGGACGGGGGACGGUUGCCGGCUUCGGCGCAAGUGACGGUGAUUGCAGCGACAGCAGGGAUUGGGAUCGGAGUCGGAGGAGGACGGCCCACUUUUAACUUUCUAGGGAUUGGGGAAAAGCUAUUGUAAGUUGUUGUAGUUGGAGUGCUUAAUUUCUUUGACUUGACUCCCGUCUUUUUCUGAUUUCCUGGAGCCCGCCCGCAGGAGACUACGGGGUCUUGUUCAGGACUGUUGCAAACUGGUGAUUAAAGGACUUAUUAAAGUCUUAACUUUUGUUCAGGACAAAAGUUUUGUUUAGGACUAAUUUGUCUGCAAU
Messenger RNA from Coffea arabica (coffee), 1206 nucleotides. RefSeq lists its product as uncharacterized. The record is from RefSeq and is a predicted model, not a curated record. NCBI's taxonomy places the organism in Eukaryota, Viridiplantae, Streptophyta, Magnoliopsida, Gentianales, Rubiaceae.